Messenger RNA from Sclerotinia trifoliorum, 2363 nucleotides. The record is from the annotation of a GenBank genome assembly. Lineage: Eukaryota; Fungi; Ascomycota; Leotiomycetes; Helotiales; Sclerotiniaceae.
CAAGCUUUGAUCGGAUCAUCUAUUUUCCCUAAACCCUGUCAAAUAUUAUUCAUCCCCUCUCCAAAUAUCCCACCUUAUCGGUCCUCGAAGAUCAUAUACCCUCCUCAAUCAUGUCGACAUUCAAGCCAUACACAUAUUUUCAAUGUCCUUGUUCCGAUACUUCCAUCCUUGCAAACUCAUCUACCCCGGGUCUCCAAGUCUUGAAGAAGAACGGACAUUUGAUCCAAGAGCUCCACGCGCGAACUAUAGCUUAUAUCCACUAGAACAUCUUCUGUAUUGUGAGGAUUGCCAUCAAAUUCGAUGUUCGAGAUGUGUUUUAGAUGAGAUAGUUACGUGGUAUUGCCCGAGCUGUUUAUUUGAGGUACCGAGUAGCACAGUGAAGAGUGAGGGUAAUAGGUAUACAUGGUCCCUACUGUUUUUAUUUCCUUGUCGAUUUCCUGAGAUAGGCCUAGAUGCUAAUAUUGUACCACAAACUACCAGAUGUACAAGAUCAUGUUUUCAGUGUCCAAUAUGUUUAUCACCUCUCUCAGUAAACGAAGCGCCAGUUGGCGAACAAUACAGUGUUCCUAUACCAUCUCCGACAGCACCGUAUAUCCUCCAUUGCGCAUACUGCAUGUGGAGCUCGACCGAAAUUGGCAUACGAUUUGAGAAACCAAAUUCCGUAUACUCACAAUUAUCCAAGGUAAAGAAUGGUGGUGAUUCAUUGAUAAGUGCAAAAGAACGUCGUCGAGACAGAGAGGAAAGGCGGACAUCUUUGGCUACAGAAACGAUCCUGGAGGAAGCGGACGAGGUCACUGAAAAGCAUUUCGACCCGAACGAGAAACUCGACAUAGAAGGUCAAUAUGCGAACCUAAGGUCUUUCUACCACGGUCAAUUGGCAGAUUCAAAUCCAAGUAGUGCGCUAGGGUUUUCGAAUGAUUAUGGAUACGGAUCACCGGGCGCGUUAACCAGAAUAAUGGGUCUCUACACAGGUGGAAGUGUGGGCGACAGAAAAGCAAGAUCAAAAGCUGCGAGCAUACGAGAAGCAAUUGAUUCAUCUGAAGGCCUUCAAGUCUACGAUUACGAAGCCGAAUCCAUGGCCGUGUCACAACUUCUCAAGGAAGGUUGGGAAGGUACAAUUACCACUGAGCAGAGAACAAGCCAAACAUCCCCUUCAACGCGGUUCCUCGAUUCGCUCCGUCCGAUUCCCUGCCUCCUCCGCACCAAACGCUCCAAACGUUGCCGCACCUGCCGUCACAUCCUCUCCAAACCCGAAUCGAAAGUCCCAACCACACGCUUCCGCAUUCGCCUCGUAGCCCUGUCCUAUGUCCCCUCCAUAAGCCUCUCGCCUCUCCAACCCCCUCCCGCCCCUACUCCCGCUCCCGCUCCCGCUUCCAUAAUCCUCACGCCCCUUAGACCAACCCAAUUUCUCCUAACCUUCAAAAACCCCCUCUUCGAACCCAUCAAAAUAUCCCUCGCAACAAAAGGCCUCACCACUGACCGCCACGCCUCGAAAGUGAUCCUUCUCUGUCCCCAAUUCGACGUCGGAGCCAACACAGACAUGUGGGACGAAGCUCUCCAAGAUUCCUCUUCAUUGAACCAUGACCGCAAACAUUCAACCGCAACCCACAGCAGCAUGCAAAGCCUCGACCUCACUAACGAAGCGCACGGUAAACCCUGGGACAAAGGCCGCAAUUGGACAAGCGUAGUCGUCGAAGUUACGCCGGGAAAGCUCAAAACAAAAUUAUCCGGUUUAGAACAGCAGAGGAGAUUAGAAGAAGAGGUGCAAAAGGAAAGAGUAGAAGAAGAUGCAGAUGUGUGUGAGAUUGCCCUGUUUGUGAGAGUAGAGUGGGAAGCAGAUACAGCGGGUGAUGGAGACGGAACGGGGAAAUUGGGGGGGAUGGGCGAUAGGGACGCGAGGGAAAAGAGGGAGUUGGCCUAUUGGUGUGUGGUGGGUGUGGGGAGAAUCGGUAAAUAGAUGGAGCGGGACCGUAUAUGCUAAGAGAGAGAAAGAGAACUAGAGAGCAAAAUCGCUCUUUUUGUAUGAAAUCUUUUGUAUGAAUGAGCAUACCAGUAUCGAUAUUUCAACAUCAAAAUACUCCAACAAAAUGAUCCCAGACUCGGGAAGCAUCAAUAACAGGAAAUAACCAGGUAUAGAUGGAUACCCAGUACAUCUCUCUCUCUCUCUUCUCCUAACUCGCUAAGACAGGGAUAAAUGAAUAGAGGGAAUCCGUAACCCAUAAUGGAAUAAUACGAUGGAUGAAAGAUACUGCUAUGCUGCAGCGCAUGGAUAUGGAAUGAGCUUGCUUGCUUGCUUGCUUGCAGGUGCUUAAACAUCAAGAGGGGUAGAGAUGGAGGUGGAAGGAAGGGAGAGGAGACUAUGA